Morone saxatilis (striped sea-bass) is the source of this 4440-nucleotide messenger RNA. RefSeq names its product multiple epidermal growth factor-like domains protein 11. Gene Ontology annotation, cellular component: membrane. Gene Ontology annotation, molecular function: protein binding. Lineage: Eukaryota; Metazoa; Chordata; Actinopteri; Moronidae. The record is from RefSeq and is a predicted model, not a curated record.
AUGGGGGCCGGUGGGGUUUCCCCCCAAGCCCUGCUGUGGCUCAACCUGUUCAGCUUGAUCUCUCUGGCGUCGCCCCUCAACCCGGAUGACCCCAACGUGUGCAGCCACUGGGAGAGCUAUGCAGUGACCGUGCAGGAGUCUUAUGCUCAUCCAUUCGACCAGGUCUACUACACCCGCUGCACCGACAUCCUCAACUGGUUCAAAUGCACCAGACACAGGAUCAGCUACAAGACGGCGUACAGACGAGGCGUGAGGACCAUGUACAGGCGACGCUCUCAGUGCUGCCCCGGCUUCUAUGAAAGUGGAAACUUGUGUGUUCCGCUGUGCACUGAAGAGUGUGCCCACGGACGCUGUGUCUCUCCUGAUACCUGCCAGUGUGAGCCCGGCUGGGGAGGACUGGACUGCUCCAGUGGCUGUGAGAGUGACUUCUGGGGGCCCCACUGCAGUAACCGCUGUCAGUGCCGGAACGGGGCCAAAUGCAACCCGAUAACCGGAGCCUGCGUCUGCACCGACGGCUACCAGGGCUGGCGCUGCGAGGAGCCCUGCGACGCCGGCUUCUACGGCAAAGACUGCCUGCAGGAGUGCCAGUGCCUCAACGGCGCCACCUGCCACCAUCAGACCGGCGAGUGCCUGUGUGCGCCCGGAUACACUGGAGCCUUCUGCGAGGAGCCUUGUCCUCCAGGUAAACACGGCUCCCUGUGUGAACAACGCUGUCCCUGUCAGAACGGAGGAACCUGCCAUCACGUGACCGGACAGUGCUCCUGUCCCGCCGGCUGGGUGGGUCCGGUGUGCGCGCAGCCGUGUUCCUUCGGAUCGUUCGGCAUUAACUGCUCUCUGGAGUGCACGUGUCGUAACGGAGGCCUGUGUGACCACAUCAGCGGUCAGUGCCAGUGCACCGCCGGAUACAUCGGAGAGAGAUGCCAGGAUGAAUGCCCAGUUGGCACCUACGGGCCGCAGUGCGCCCACAAGUGUGACUGUCAGAAUGGGGCCAAGUGCUACCACAUCAACGGGGCCUGCCUCUGCAAUGAGGGCUUUAAGGGCCCCAGCUGCCAGGACCGCUUCUGUCCCACAGGCCUGUACGGACUCAUCUGUGACAAAUACUGCCCCUGCAAAACUGCAAACACACUAAGUUGUCACCCUCUGUCAGGAGAGUGCACCUGUGCAGCAGGAUGGGCGGGGCUUUACUGUAACGAGACCUGCCCGGCAGGUUACUACGGCGAGGGCUGCAGGGAGCUGUGUGCCUGUGCCAACGGAGCCGACUGCGACGGCAUCACUGGAGCUUGUGUGUGCGCUCCAGGGUACAUAGGGGACGACUGCUCUAUCAGCUGUCCUGCGAGCCUCUACGGGACCAACUGCACCUCCUCGUGCUCCUGCCACAACGAGAUCUCCUGCUCGCACAUUGACGGCUCCUGUAUCUGCAGAGAAGGCUGGCAGAGCGUGGACUGCUCCAUCCCUUGUUCCAGUGGUACUUGGGGACUGAGCUGCAAUCAGACGUGUCAGUGUGCCAAUGAGGCAGCCUGCGACCCCGUCAACGGGACCUGCACCUGCUCGCCGGGCUGGAAGGACGAAUACUGCGACGUACCAUGUCCUGAUGGAUCGUACGGGCUGGACUGCAGAGAGAUGUGUGACUGUGUCAACGCUGAUGGCUGUGAUCCAGUGACCGGCUUCUGUCACUGUCUCGCAGGUUGGACAGGUGUCCAUUGUGACAGUGUGUGCGAGGAAGGACGCUGGGGACCCAACUGCUCCUACAGCUGCACCUGUGAGAACGGAGGCUCCUGCUCCCCAGAGGACGGCACCUGUGUGUGCGCCCCCGGGUACCGCGGCACCAACUGCAGGCGAACGUGUUCGCCUGGUUUCUACGGCCACCGUUGCAGCCAGUCGUGUCCUCAGUGUAUCCACAGCGAUGGCGCGUGCCACCACGUCAGCGGCCAUUGUGAGUGUCUCUCUGGCUUCUUUGGCUCGCUGUGCAAUCAGGUGUGUCCCAGUGGAAAGUUCGGUAAAGCCUGUGUGGAGGCGUGUUUGUGCACCAACAACAGCACCUGUAACCCCAUCGACGGCUCCUGUCAGUGCUACCCGGGAUGGAUCGGCGAGGACUGCUCCAAACCGUGUCCUCAGGGCUCGUGGGGCCCAGACUGCAUCCACACAUGUAACUGUCACAACGGAACAGCCUGUGGUGUGUCUCUGUUUGUUUACAUCCUGUGUGAACAUCAACUUCCUGUCCUUGUUGGCGUGUUUGCUGCAGAGAAGUUGAGUGUCAGCAGAAAAACUUAUAAGUGUGUUCCUCCUCCAGGCUGCCCGACGGGUUUCUACGGCUCGCAGUGUGCCGAGGUGUGUCGCUGCCAGAACGGGGCGGACUGCGACCACAUCAGCGGACAGUGCUCCUGCAGGACGGGCUUCAUCGGAGAGCGCUGUGAGCUCAGCGGCUCUGAUGAUGGAGGAGCUGAACCCUUACACCAAGAUCAGCCCGGCCCUGGCGUCGGAGCGCCAGUCGGCCGGCGCCGUCCUCGGCAUCAUCUUCCUGCUGCUGCUCAUCAUGGCCAUGCUCAGCCUGGUGGUCUGGUUCCGCUACCGGCAGAGAGAGAAAGGCCACCACGUGCCGAGCGUCACCUACACGCCCGCCCUGCACAUCAAUUCCACCGACUACUCGCUCUCAGCAGGGCUGCAGUGUGCAGGGCUGCUCUCCUCUGCAGAGUCCUCUCCCAGUAACAGCACUGUAGGCCGCUGCUUCUCCAACCCCAGCUACCGCACCCUGGGGCCCUGCACCUACGCCGCUCACUACGCCAAGCCAGACAAGAGGAGCUCCGCCAAGAUGAAGAUAAAGAAGCGACACAGGAACAGUGCUCCAGAGUGGGGGGCCUACUGUAACCUUAGUGAACUGGGAGUUUAUUGCAUCGACCGGCGGUAUAGCUACCACGUGGAGCCGCGCUACAGAGACUACAUGAAGGGCUCCUUGUCCAGCACGUGCUCCCUCAACAGUGAAAACCCGUACGCGACCAUCAAUGACCCGCCCGGCCUGUGUAAGCACUCAGAGAGCAGCUACGUGGAGAUGAAAUCGCCGGCUCAUCAUGAACACAUGACACACUGCUGCUCCGCCGCCAUCAUCACCACCACCACCACCACCACCACCGCGCCCGCCAAGAACGUCUACGACAUGGAACCGACCAUCAGUAUCGUCCAGGGAGCCGGCGGCAUGGUGGUUCCCAGUUACCCUCAGAACCCGUACGACCUUCCCAGGAACAGCCACAUCCCCAGCCACUACGACCUGCUGCCCGUGCGCCCGAGCCCCUCUCACAGCCACAGCCCCCCGCUGCCCGGCAGCCCCACCAGCUCGCUGCUCUAGACCCCCACAGCCUCACCCAGCACCCAGACUGGACACUGGACCAGUGCUCCCAGUUCACUCAGAAUCAGGAAAUUGUGAAUACGUUUUUUUUUGGUUGUUACACUGAGCGCACAUUCAGAGUAGAAAGGACAUAAGGACAUGUUUUGUUGGAAUUAUAUUUAUUUAUUUAUUUAUUGUGAAAGAGGGGAGAAUCUCCUUCUUGCAGUGCUCCGACUGUUGCACUGCUGUUUGAUAUUUUAUCACUGUAUUAUAUCCAAACUGUUUUUGUGCCAGUCAAUACUACAUAUUUGUGUUGUAUUGUAAAUUCCCCCUCAUCAACAAAGUGUCAAUGGAGGGAAUAUACACGUACGUAUGCACACAAGUAUUUUUUUUUCUUGGUAUGCGGAUCUCUUUGUCUUUUUUUUUAUACGUCCUGGGAGAGAAGAUGGAAAGUCGAGGACGAGUGGAAAAACAACGUAACUGAUUUAAAUUUCUGUAACUGAAAAAUGCGAUCCAAAGACAAGACUGAGGUCCACUUCACACCUGGAUUAUGUGGAUCUACCGAACUUGUACAAAGAAGAUGGGCAUUAUGGCCUGUAGCUCCGGAGAAAAGGUGCUCAUUACUCUGAUAAACUCCCCAAAAAAAGGGACAAUCUGUGAAUAAAUGCACACAAACUGCAGUCUGGUCAGAUUUACACCUGUAUAGUUCUGGUAUUUUUACACAUCGUUUCUUAUUUCCUGUUUACAUAUUUAAAGAUCCUGCCGGGGAUCCAUAUUUUCUCUUUGUAAAGUUAUCUUUUUGUAUGUACUGUAGACAGAGUGGUGUAUUGGCUGUACACAUACUGUACACUAGUGAUUAUUAUUGUGGUUCUCUUUUGUUGUGUCAAGCUUAAUACACAUGCAUGCCAAAGAUUAUUCAAGAUAUAAUAGUUAGCCAGGAAUACCCUUAUUAUGUUCUUUGGUGCAAACUGAUUAUUGUCAACUGACUGUGUCAACAUGGGAUUAACUCCAGUCUCCAAUCAUUACUGAUUAACCUGAUUGUUUUUUCAAUUAAUUGAUUCAUAGUUUGGCUGAUAAAAUGUCACAAAGUAGUGAAAAAUUAUUUAAAAGACAUUUUUGCC